AUGUCUAUUUCUGAAGAGAAUUUAAAUAACAGAAUUGGUUUAUCUCGGAAAAAUGUUGACACAAAUAAAAUUGCACAACAUAAUUUUAAAAAAGAAACUAAAGAAUUUAACCUUCUUAAGCGUAAAGAAAUUAAUGAACAAUCUUACAAAAUUUCCAAAUCUAUCGAGUUCAAUAUCGAUAAACUUAAAAAUAUAUUUAAGCAUACAAAAUCAGCUAAACAAGAAUGUAGUGAUGGUAAAGAUUAUAAAAAAACUUCUGGAAUGUUUAAGAAAUUAUCUAAAAAAGGGAAUACAGAUGAAAUAUCUAGGGUAGUAUAUGAGUAUGAUAAUAGAAUUGAAACCAAUGUUAAUAAGCACACGGCAUUUAAAUUAUAUCAAAAGUCAGAAAAUUUUAAAAGGAGUGCUGAUACUAGUAAUCUCAUUAAUAAUUCCACUUUGGUUAAAAAUUUGUUCCAAUUUUUUAUAUCAAAUAUUAAUUUCCCUAUUACAAAGGCAAUGAUAAAUUCUAUUGAACCUAUAAAUAAUAAUCAACAAAUAAUUCAACAGUUAAAGUUGAAUCAUGGUUUAUUGUUAAAUGGGUAUAACGUACAACCAAGUAGUCAGGCUAUUUUCAAAGAAGAUGGCGAAUUGAAAGUAAAAUUAUACAAUAGACAACCUAUAGUAUAUGCUGAUAUAAGUUUUUUAUUAGAUAAUUUGUUUAUAGACAAAGAUAAUUAUGAUAAUACAUUACAACCAUCCAAUAUGUGUAUUAAUUUUCCAAUUGCUGAAAUUACUUAUAAAGGCGAAUUAUUGAAAUCUUUUUCAGAAUGUAUGAAUGAUAAUAAUGCAAAUUCGCAUACGUUAUAUGGGCGUUUUUAUGCAAGAAAAGUCUUAAUUGGUAAUAAAUUAUUUAUCAAGGAUUUAAAUUUAGCCACUCCAGCACAAAUUGACGUUUUAAAAUUUUGUUUAUUUUGUAUAUAUAAUUCAGCCAAAUAUUCUAUGGAGAUUCCAUUUAACAAUUUAUUCACUUUAAAUCUUUUGCCAAAAAUAGUUACACUGGAUGGGGAAGAGUUGAACACAUAUGAAAAAUUGUACAAAUGGAUGAAUAGUUUGUAUCAAGAUAAAGAAAAAAGUGGUUUUAUAAUUUCUUAUUAUAGUCUCAUUCCUAUUUCACAUUUAGAAAAAAUUAUGUCAUCAACAGAUGAUUUUUUAGAUGAAAAACAACCUGAAGUUACUAAUUUUAAAGAGAUAUUAAAUUUAGAAGAAUGGAUUGGAGAUGCAGUAAGCGAUAAUCUGGCAAGUUGGACUAGAGAUUUUCAACUUUUUCAAGGAUUAGUAUUCAAUCAAAAUUGUGAGAUGAAGAUUAGUAAGAAAACCGCUAUUAAUUUUAUUAAAAUUCCGGUAGUAAAUACAAGUAACAAAUCUUAUAUGAAACUUAUCAAACCUUCAACAAAGUUAGAAGCUAGUUUAAUUUCAAAUGACGUUUUUUCACUAGAUAGUUUAAGCUUUCUAUCACAUAUUAAAAGUAAUAAUGAAUGCUAUGGAAAUUACCUUCAUAUUCUAAUCAAAUGUGAACAAUAUGAAAUUCUCUUAAAUAAGGAUAAUGUUAGACCUACAAAAGAAUUUGAGCAUAUCAUAGAAGAAGCACUUAAUAGUAUGAUGCCAUUAAAAGUUUUACAAGAUAUUUUUAAUAAAUAUGGUCAUUUAUUUCCACAGAGAAUUAUUUUAGGAAGAUCUCUUAAAAAUAUUUUGCCAACUUUAUCCUCAUCUAAAUUUGAAACUAUUGUUUCAGAUCCAAAAUCAUUUAAAUUGCAUAUAGACGAAUUAAAUAUUUCGUACUUUUUAACACCAAAUGGAAAAAUUAUUGAAAUAAAUGAUUUACUUAAUUGGAUUCAAAAUCCAAGUAAUUUGGAAAUUAUUGAAUUUGAUAAUAUUAUUCCUCUCUACAAAAUUCUUGAAGAACAACAACAAAAAAAAAUAGAUGAUUUAUUACAAAAUAAUCAUAGAAUAUUGAUGACAGGAGUUACUGAUCUGAAAGACUUAAAUAAUAGUGAUGUUGAAUAUUACAAACGUAUAAAUAUUGAAUUAUCUUUGGAAGAUGAUAAUUAUAAAGUAUUUGGAUCAAUUAUUUCAAAAGAUAAUUCAAAAUUAGAAGGAAUUUACGUUAAUUUUGGGUCAUAUGAUUUGAAUGGAUUUUUUGCAAUGAUAAAAAAGUUAGAAAAAACAAAUGUUGAUAUAAAAGAAUGUCACAUUUUAUGGAUGUUCGUUGGAAAACCUUCAGAAUUAUUGGCUUUUAGUCCAAGUAAUCGAGAAUUCCAGGUUAAUUGUAUUAAAAAGUCAAUUAUAUCACAACCUAACAAUUUAAAUUAUUUAAUCAAAACUUCUUUUUCAUUAUCUCAAGGAUACACUAUUUUUGUUCAUGCAUGCAAUCAGUUAGCUAAUUAUGAGCCUAAUUAUGUUAUUAAGCUAAUUGAAUGGUCACAUAAUUACAUUAUUUUUCAAAUUAUCAAAUCAAUUUAUAAUGAAUCAAAUGAUAUUCCUUUAACAGAUUUUGAUGAAGUUAUUAAUUUAGAUUUACAUAUUUGUGUUUUAUGUUCAUACUAUAAAGAUUUGAAGAUUGAUAAUAAAAAAGAGGAGUUUAUUUUGAAUUCAAUUGGGUAUAUUUUAACCAAAGAUAAUUUUAACAGUAGGAAUCAAUUAAGUCAAUAA
Rhizophagus irregularis DAOM 181602=DAOM 197198 is the source of this 2688-nucleotide messenger RNA. RefSeq lists its product as uncharacterized. The record is from RefSeq and is a predicted model, not a curated record. NCBI's taxonomy places the organism in Eukaryota, Fungi, Glomeromycota, Glomeromycetes, Glomerales, Glomeraceae.